AUGGCUGAAAAAGGAAACCCUGUAAACGCGCAGGUUCCAGAGCAGCAGUUCGAUUCGGUAAUCCUGGAGGAGAGACCACUAGUGUCAGCAGUCCUACAGACUCUGCCUCCAAGUGAGAUUUCCACGCUACGUUCGUCUCUACUGAACCUUGUUCGUCUGACCGCUUGGAUACGCCGUUUUUCCUUCAACUGUCGACCAAGAAAUCGGUUGCAUAGGAAAACUGGAUUGCUGACAGCUGGUGAACAUGAUUCAUCCUUGAUUCUCCUAGUGCAGCUAGCCCAAUCGGAAUGUUUUCCGUUGGAAUUAUCAAACCUUGCGGCUAAGGGCGAAGUUAGGCCUUCGUCGAAGCUGCAUGCUUUGAAUCCUGUGAUGGUUGAUGGGAUACUCUGCGUUGGCGGCCGGCUCGGAAAUGCUCCUGUUUCGCGAGGAAGGAAACAUCCGAUGAUUUUGGAUAACCAUCAUCCACUCACGAAGCUCAUCUUGGUGGACUAUCACCGGCGAUUGCUGCACGGAGGACCGCAGUUGAAGAUAUCGUGUGUUCGAGAGAGGUUUUGGCCGUUGAGCGUCAGAAACUUAGCCACGAAGGUAAUGCACGAGUGCGUAAAGUGUUUCAGGGUGAAACCACGCGUCCAUGAUCAGUUGAUGGGAGAUCUUCCGUUGGAACGAGUAUCACCAGCUCCUGCUUUCCAACGAGUGGGUAUCGAUUAUUGUGGACCAUUCGAACUGCAGCCUGUCACCCGGAAGAGCGCUCCGGUGAAAUGCUAUCUCUGUUUGUUCGUUUGCUUAGUCUGCAAAGCUGUCCACAUUGAGGUUGUGAUGGACCUCACCACCGAGGCAUUUCUUGCUGCUCUUCGGAGAUUUGUUGCCAGACGCGGAAGACCAGAGUUGAUACUCUGCGACAACGCCUCCAAUUUCGUGGGAGCACAAAGAGAACUGCGUGAAUUGCAUCGAAUGUUUCGUCAACAACAGUUCCAAGAAAAGGUGUCAAUGGAGGCUGCUCAAGAUUCGAUCGAAUUCAAAUUCAUCCCUGCCAGAUCACCCAACUUUGGUGGCUUGUGGGAAGCCGCAGUCAAAUCGCUGAAAGGGCACAUGAGGAGAGUAAUCGGCAACAGAAUGCUGAAGUAUGAUGAACUGCAUACCGUUGUGACGCAAAUUGAAGCAUGUCUAAAUUCGAGACCGCUGACACCUCUCAGUAAUGACUCCGGUGACUUGGAAGCAUUGACUCCCGGGCAUUUCUUGAUCCAACGCCCACUCACCGCAGCACCCGAAUCAAGUCUCCAUGAUCUACCAGAGAAUAGGCUCAAUAGAUGGCAACGUGUUCAGAACUACAGGCAAGUGAUUUGGAAGCGCUGGUCAACAGACUACUUGUCUGCAGAGUCGCAACAAAUGGACAAGGCAAAGAAAUAA
Messenger RNA from Ochlerotatus camptorhynchus, 1407 nucleotides. RefSeq lists its product as uncharacterized. The record is from RefSeq and is a predicted model, not a curated record. Gene Ontology annotation, biological process: DNA integration. The coding region runs from base 1 to 1407 and encodes 468 amino acids. The transcript has a single exon. Lineage: Eukaryota; Metazoa; Arthropoda; Insecta; Diptera; Culicidae. Gene Ontology annotation, molecular function: nucleic acid binding.